AUGGCAAAGGUGAACGCUACUGGCCAGCAGCCUUCCUCUCAACUCAUCAGCGAUUUCGUCCCUGAGGCGAUCGCAAAGUCAGGCCGUAUCAAGGUCAAGCCAACAAUGCAGAUCGACGUCGAUUCACUAUUACCGCACAUUUACGUGUGUGGCGAUGUUGCCGAGGCUGGCGUCACCAACCCCAAUGCCCGAGCUGCUAUGAAGCAGGCCAUCUACGCCGCGGACAACCUCGUUCUCGCUCUUCAGUCAAAGACGCCUUCCAACAUUUAUGAGCACUACUGGGCUGAUGGAGUCAUCAAGUUGACGCUGGGUCUUUUAAGUCUUCGCAUGAGCACUUUCCGCACCUUUCCAGCAUCCGUACCUAACGCAUUACAGCACAAAUCCAUCACUGCUUUCGGUAUCGGGGACACAGAACUGCUCUUCCGCGGGAAAGAGAAGGAGAUCACGCUCAUGAUUGAGCGUGCUUGGACAAAUAUGGGAGCGAAGCCUUACGAAGAUAAGGAGUAUGAAUCGAGAAGAGCACAAAGCAGCGUCGCCGACAAGGCUCUCGAGGUGGCCAACGAAACCGUGUAA
Messenger RNA from Colletotrichum phormii, 573 nucleotides. RefSeq lists its product as uncharacterized. Lineage: Eukaryota; Fungi; Ascomycota; Sordariomycetes; Glomerellales; Glomerellaceae. Gene Ontology annotation, cellular component: cytoplasm. The transcript is spliced from 2 exons. Bases 1 to 573 code for a protein of 190 amino acids. Gene Ontology annotation, molecular function: electron-transferring-flavoprotein dehydrogenase activity; flavin adenine dinucleotide binding. The record is from RefSeq and is a predicted model, not a curated record.